AUGCUUCGCACCCGGAUGCUACCGAUUUUGACGCCAGUCUUUUUGCUUCCGCUGCUCUUUCAUGUCGUGGCGGUCAUCAUCUUCGCUACGAUGGGCUGUUCGGAGCAGAGCGAUGAUGAUAUCCUGGCUAGCGAGACAGUUCGCCUCGCUUGCCUCGUCUUUGCCGCCCUUGUCGUUUUGGGCGCUCUUCUGACCGUGGUCAUCAACGCGGCACACUAUUUUGUGCUAAUCGGGCGUCGAAACCGUCGAAAAGCCCGGUGCAACUCGAUCAUCCGCACCGUCUGCUUCGCCUUUUUGAUGGGCCAAUUUUGUGUGUCCCUGACAGCGUUCGCCUUCCUGCUCAACAACCCGAGCCUAAUGGGCCUCGUCCAGACGCCAAUCAUCGGCCUUUCCAUCGACAUUUACGGCAUUUUCAUCCCGAUCCUGUGCAUCAAUUUUACGGCCCAAAACGCGGGCCCCUCCGGUGCUUGGAUUGUGAUAUUU
Molecule: messenger RNA, 483 nt
Organism: Mesorhabditis spiculigera
Lineage: Eukaryota; Metazoa; Nematoda; Chromadorea; Rhabditida; Rhabditidae
Source: the annotation of a GenBank genome assembly